This is a messenger RNA of Oreochromis aureus, 384 nucleotides long. Its product is annotated as voltage-dependent P/Q-type calcium channel subunit alpha-1A-like. The coding region runs from base 1 to 384 and encodes 127 amino acids. NCBI's taxonomy places the organism in Eukaryota, Metazoa, Chordata, Actinopteri, Cichliformes, Cichlidae. The transcript has a single exon. Gene Ontology annotation, biological process: chemical synaptic transmission; calcium ion import across plasma membrane. Gene Ontology annotation, molecular function: high voltage-gated calcium channel activity. Gene Ontology annotation, cellular component: neuronal cell body; voltage-gated calcium channel complex. The record is from RefSeq and is a predicted model, not a curated record.
AUGGCGCGUUUUGGAGACGAGCUACCCAACAGGUAUGGAGGAGGAGGAGGAGGAGGAGGUGGUGGUGGCGGUGGUGGCGGGGGUGCCGGCGGACAAGGGGGCCCCGGCCGUGGCGGCAGCAGGCAAGGGGGGCCCCCCGGAGCGCAGCGGAUGUACAAGCAGUCGAUGGCCCAGAGAGCCCGGACCAUGGCCCUGUACAACCCCAUACCCGUCCGGCAGAGCUGCCUAACGGUCAACCGCUCCCUCUUCCUCUUCAGCGAAGACAACGUGGUGAGGAAGUACGCCAAAAAGAUCACCGAAUGGCCAUAUCCUUUCAUAGCAAUGCCAAGCAGACUGCCAAGGUAUCGCCGCUGUUAUGUUGUGUGGUGUGGUGUGUUGGAGUGA